GUCGGAGCUCAGCUGGACUGGACAUUGGCUAACGUUUGGAUGCUGGGUGUUCUACCGUCUAAUCAUCUGAUGGUGCAGCAAGCCCUUUGUUUAUACGGAACGAGCUCUGGAUAUUCCUCAUCCCCGUCAUUGUCGCGCUCGUCCAGGUUGGUCUGUUUCUGGAAGAGAUGGGUUUCUUCCUCCGCAACGUUCGUAGCACACGGAGGACCUGCCUCUACUUGUGGAUCCUUGGAAUGUACCCGGUUUUCUGUAUUUCCUCCAUCAUCGGGCUCUAUAUCCCUCGGUCUUCCUCAAUUUGCAACUUUGUUGCUUCAAUAUAUCACUCCAUAACCCUUUGGAAGUUCCUGGACCUGAUCACAGAUUUCUUUGGAGGGAAAGCACGGAUGAUGGAGGAGUUGGAAGGCCAGAUGGUCUCUCCGAACCCUGCGCCAUGCUGCUUCUGUUGCUGUUUCCCUAAUAUUGUGGUGAACAGGACCAGCGUGAGGUGGAUGAAUAUUGCAGUGUACCAGCUGUCCGUAGUCAGAACCUUGCUCUUCUUCGUCGGUCUCAUUCUGUGGACUGAUGACAAAUACGACUAUGGAGAUGUUGAUUACACCAACCCAAAUUCAUAUAUCAAUGUGAUCAUCGGUCUUUCAACCUUCCUGUCUUUCUAUGGAUAUCUGCUUUUCUACAAAGUCACCAAGAAGUCUCUGGAGGGUUAUAGUCCACGCUCCAAAUUUAUCUGCAUCACGCUGGUGCUGUUUCUGUGUGGCUUGCAGAAUGGAAUACUGGAGACUAUGGCGGCACUCGGUGCCAUCCCCUGCGUGCCACCAUUUACUGUGGAGACCCGCUCUCAGACCAUCUUUAACUACGCUCUGACCAUGGAGAUGUUUUUCAUCAGCUUAUUUGCUCGUUACUGUUUCCGGAGGGUGGAACCAGGGCCUGACAGAGAAUCACUGGGCCCUGAAGGGACCCAGGACAAGUCCUCGCAGACAGCAUUUGCUGGCCGCUACAGCCUUUCUGAAGAGGAGUACACAAACUCCAGUUAUAUGAUGGACAGCGAUGAAACACUCUGCCACAUUGAACAUGCCCCACUGGAUAAAUAUGACUUUCUGCAGCCACAGGAGGACGUGGCCCCCAUAGCUAGGCACUCGACACCCUGGGGACUGCCAUUAAAUGAGGCCAAAGGUCUGGCAGUAGAAAUGGGAAACCUGAACUCUGCAGGUGUGAUGGACGUGGGUAACAGUACGUCUGCUUCCUCUGGAAAAGGAGUCCUGCAAGUCCAGGCCCAGAUUAAUUACAUUAACGAGGCUACUGUAGUGUAAGUGCAGGGAGGAACCAGCUCCAUAUUAGUCCAUGUAAUGCCUGGCAUGGAGUUAUUAUCCACUUUAUUCAAAAUCCUCACUGCCCCUAUAGCAGACCUCCCUGGUACACCACACUCCAGCCCUCACUGGCCCUACAUCAGACCUCGCGGACACCCCACACUCCUGCCCUCAGUGCCUCUGUACCAGACCUCCCUGUUACACCACCCUCCAGCUCAGUGCCUCUA
Molecule: messenger RNA, 1528 nt
Organism: Pelobates fuscus (common spadefoot toad)
Lineage: Eukaryota; Metazoa; Chordata; Amphibia; Anura; Pelobatidae
Product: organic solute transporter subunit alpha-like
Exons: 7
Coding region: 168-1304 (378 amino acids)
Biological process (GO): transport
Cellular component (GO): membrane
Molecular function (GO): transporter activity
Source: RefSeq, a predicted model, not a curated record